AUGGAUAUUCUUUGUGCCCUCUCAUUAAAUAUUGAUGGUCGCUCUGAAAGAGCGGAAGUAUGUAGAAGUGAUAGUGUUAAACCGGAAUUGAGUGAAAAAACUAAAGUGAGUCUCAGAAGACUUAGUAACUUCUAUGGAGGUGGUGACAUAUCUUCACCCAUUCACAGAUCAGAACAGAUGUGGGAAGAAUCCCAUUCAUCAGUAAGUGUAGCGAAAGGCUGCUCUGGAGAAAGAAGAAAAAGAAGAUUUCAAGCAUUGGCAGAUAUGGGAGAGGAAGUCCACCAGCAGCCCAAGAGGGAAACGACCAGAAAAGGCAGCAUGAAGCGAACCAAUCUAGAGGCAGCAAUCCACGAGGGCCUGACAAGCAAUCAACAGGAGACUAAGGUGUGGUCCCUUCAAAUUCUCUUUGAUGAAUUAUUUGAAACUUCCCUUUACAACUUGAUCCCUUCCUACUCCAAUAUUAUCCUCUCCGGAGACUUCAAUACAAAUUUAAUGAUACCAUCCUCUGACCAUUCCCACCUGACCAGCCUCCUACAAUCUCUCAGAAUUUAUAUUGUUAAUGCUGUAACAUUUGCUGAUUUUCAAUAAUAGAUUAAGCAGUUACAUUAAUGAUAUCAGAACUUAAUUAGCAAACAUAGUUUCUUUUUGUAUGGCUUACUGUAGCUAUGCAAGUAUAAACUAGUAACUGCAGAUUGUAGUUUUACAUUUAUCAUACACAAUUAGUUGUAUAUAAAUUUAUUUUUUGAUUUUUAUAAUUGAAUUUAAUAUGUUCAGACAUUAAAUUUUAAGAAUGUUGUACCAUUAGUAUAAAUUGUUCUUUAUUAUAUAAAUAUUAAAUCAAGAAUUAACGUGGACAGUUUUUAAUGUUAAUUUUAAAGUAAUUUUAUUGUAAGAUAUGGACAUUCCUUUUUUUUCACAAAUUAUGUUAAAGUUGUUUUAUAUAUUUUAUGUAUUUCAGUGAUCAAAUGUAAUGUUAUAAAAUGUGCUGAUUUCUAUUAAGAGAUUAAGCACUUAUAUUUAAUAUCACAACAUAACUAGCUUAUUUAUCCAUUCUAACUUUUUUGUGAGUAUUAAUUUUUAAUUGCCAGACGAAUUUUAUGGACUACUUGUGUCUAUUUGCUUUAGUUUUAUGUCAAACUUUAGGUUAUAAUUUUCUACUUAGUGAGUUUCUUAUAACAAAUGUAAGAUUUUAUACAAAUUUAAUUUGCAGUAUUACAAUACUGAAAAUUGUUAUCUAUCGAUACAACUCCAGGUUACCUUCAAAUUUAUUUUUUAGAUUUUUAUAAAAUGUAGUGUUAUAAUUAAAUAAAAAAGAUGUGGAAAAUA
Messenger RNA from Nezara viridula (southern green stink bug), 1326 nucleotides. NCBI's taxonomy places the organism in Eukaryota, Metazoa, Arthropoda, Insecta, Hemiptera, Pentatomidae. The record is from the annotation of a GenBank genome assembly.